AGUAAGCUUCACACCACUGCCACGACCAGACGUGGCGUUAAAAAAAAACAAAAGAAAAAAAAGUAGUGUUCCUUAAAACAAAGUGUUCAAAAAAAAGUGUCGUGAAAAAAAUCAGUGUUUAUUUUUUUCGACAACGAGUUUGUAACGGUAAAUGAAAUGCUUUCGUUAUUUUUAUGAAGUAUCGUUUCGUUAUGCAAUAGCAUAGCGGCGGCUGUAUCGUUAUUUUGAAAUGUGAACUAAGUGAGUGUUAAAACAGUGUUUUGAGACAAAUGUUUUGUUAAAUUAAAAAACUAAACAGACCCAGUGACAUUUGAAGUGUGAAUUAGUUUUUUUUUUACUGUUUUUAUCUGGACUAGGCGAUAUUGGUGGAAGCGACAAAAUGAAGCGAUCGCGACACAGAUGGGUUGGACUUAGUUUAUUUUGUAUCUCCCUAACCCUUCUAGCAGUCGACUUGCCCACCACAUCAGCCGUAAAAGCCACUUCUCUGAUCUUCUCGAAGACCACCUCCACGACAGCAGCGCCAGAAGAAGUAGCCGAAGAUGGAGCUGAGCCCGAAACAACAGCUGAAGGUGGAGAGUCAACGAACUCGACGACCAACUCCAAGUUGACCGGGAUACCGCAAAUAGACUACAUUUACGACCCCAACCUGCCCCGGGAACUGAACGGGUAUAACUUGUCCGACUACCCGUUCUACGAAACUGUGCCGAAGCCCGAAACUAUUGACUUCAAAUGCGAUGGGCUACAUGAUGGGUUUUAUGCUUCUGUGCCACAUAAGUGUCAGGUGUACCAUCAUUGUCUGUUCGGGACCAGAUACGACUUCCUCUGUGCCAACUACACCGCCUUCGACCAGAAGACUUUCAUCUGUCAUUUCGUCUCCGAAGUAGACUGCAAGAACUCGCCGAAUUACUUCAGCAGGAACGACGCUCUGUACCAAGCGACGACGACCACCACGCCGGCGCCGCCACCACCACCGCCCACUACCACUACCACUACCACACAGAGGCCGCACCGCCCCGGCCGCAGGCGUCCCGCCUACCGAUACGAUUAUGAUGACGAUGACUACUACUAUGCCAGGGAUGAUUAUGAUUAUGAGGACAGGAGAAGACCUCGGCCCCGCAGACCAGGCAAGAAGAAGCGACCAGCAGUAGACGACUAUGAAGACGACAGAUACGAACGUCGCCCACGACCAAGGGACGAGGAUCCAGUUGACGACUACGAUGAUCGCAGACCUUACGACAGAAGACCAGCGAAAAGACCAGCAUACCCCGAAAGAAGACCGUAUGAUGACGAAGAAGACCGAAGGCCUGCUGCCAGAAGACCUAGGCCAAGGCCCAGGGAUGAAGACGAAGAUAGAUACAGACCUGAUGAUGAAGAAAGGCCCAGGGUUGGGGCUAGAGAUUCUCCUAGGGAAGAGAGGCCUAAAAGGCCGAGACCGAGAGAUGAAUACAGGCCCAGAGAUGAAGUCAGGCCCAGAGACGAGGUUGCAAGACCGAGAGAUGAAGCGAGAGUAGACGAUGAUGUGAGGCCAAGAGAUGAAAUUAGGCCUCGUGAUGAGGUGAGGGCAAGGGAACCGAUAAGGCCAAGAGAUGAGAUUCGGCCUAGAGAUGAAAUUAGACCUCGCGAUGAAAUUAGGCCCAGAGACGAAAUAAGGCCAAGGGAUGAGGUGAGACCACGAGACGAAAUUAGGCCUCGCGAUGAAGUAAGGCCUCGUGAUGAGAUCAGACCGAGGGACGAAAUUAGACCACGUGACGAAAUCCGACCAAGAGACGAAGUCGCCAGACCCGAAAGACGACCUUACAGAGAAGACGCAGAAAAACCUAGACCAUCGAGGCCAAGAGAAGACAGAUUCUCAGAAGGCAGAAGGUACAGAGGCGACACCCCUUACAAAUCUAGAGAAGACCGACCUUAUGGUAAAUCAGAUCUCAACCAAAGAGCGUAUGAUGACAGGACUCAAGAUGACAGAAGGGAUGCACCAACAGCUCCUGAAGCGCCAGCUACAGCCCCAGCUUUAGUCAAACCUAACGGCCAUGGUCUUUUCAGUCAGCCAAGAAUGCCACCAAAAAUCAAGAGACCAGUACCUAUAAAUGAAAGAGAAAAGUACGACUACGUGCCAGUUGCCACCACAAAAGCUCCUCCGAAGGUCGAUGACGAUGAAUACUAUGAUUACGAAGAAGACGACACGAGUAGACCGUCGUCUUCUGGAAAGACCAGCAUCGUACAACAAAGACCUAAAGUGGAACCAGUAGAAAAGGAACGGUUUAAGCCUACAAGACCUCAUUAUUCAACAAAAGGCCGAAAGACCAAAAGACCGAUAGACUAUGAAGAAGAAUAUGAUGAGCCGGUGAAAGCCCAGAAGUACACUGCUUACACUCCAAGGCCUAAAGAAGAGAGAGUGAAACCCAAACCAGCGCCAGCAGAUGAUGAGUACUAUGAUUAUGAAGAUGAAAAGAGAGAAAGAGAAAGAAUAAGACCAGGAGAAGACAUAACAAGUAAAAUAAAAGACUUGAGACCUAACGUGAAAGUAGUUAAGCGUCCUUUUUUACCCUCUAGGGGUGGAAGCCCGUACCUACCGCGCGGAUUGCAACCCGUCGCCGGCAGGGAUGUCACAGCACCACUAAACACCACCCCGAAACCCACCACCACUUCUCCUAAACCCACGACUACGACUACGCCCACUACCACUUCUCCUACCACUUCUACCACCACUACAACAACGACAACCACAGAAAAACCAACAACAACAGUUACUACAGAGAAACCAACAACAACUGUCACCACAGAAAGAACAACAACAGAAGAAUAUGAAGAAGAAUAUUAUGAUGAAGAAGAAGAAGAUUACGACAAGAACAAAGAAACUACAACAGUUGUUAUAACAACACCUAAAAUCACCACCACCACUGUAGCCGUACCCACACCAGACCCGCUAGACGCUGAGCAGAAAGCUAAAAACCUCGCCUCAAAAGUCCUGAAAGUAUACAAUGACAACUAUGAAGCUAUCAGAGGUAAGCUAGAAUCCACACUAGCUCCCGGAGACUACAUAAAACCCUACCUAGCCACAGCAACACCACCCGAAAACCCUUUCAAACCCAUACCGACCUACAAAAAAGAAAUAAAACCCAAACCUGACAUAUCCAAACCGUACACAGCAACAGGAAAACCGCUACUACCAGAAAACAUAUCCAUAAAACAGAACUUAGCCGACAGCAUAGAAAAUGAUUAUGAUGUCAGACUAAACGAGGCAUUAACACCGACUUUACCGGCUAACCGAAUACCGUCGGGUUUCGUGAUACCGUCAGAUAGAGACUACACGUUCUCUAGAUUCAGGAAUAACAUACAGCCGAUAGAUCCGCAAUAUGCUGCGUCAGAUGUCAGCAGUUUUCAAGUGAGGAAAAGACCGGUGUCUGGCGUUAGUAUUAGAACACCUUCCUCGUAUUACCUCCAGCCUCAGAGGCUGGUGUACCAAGAAGAUCCUGCUCACAGGUACCCUAGACAGUUGUAUUAUAGGCCUGUAGAUUUUUAUUAGACUAAAAUUUUGUUUUAUGAAAACUUGUAGGGUGUCUGGAGAGAGCGACAUUUUUUUUAUAUUAACAAAAAAAUUAAUACGUAUUUUUUUUUUGUCGAAAUUGUAUAUUUGUGAAGUAAAAGGUGUUUAAUUAUUGUUUUAUUUGACAGUUUGGUUGAAAUAAGUUUUGUGGUUUUAUCAUGUUUUAGUUUAUUUUUAUUUGCAAAUAAUUUGAUACAUUGUGAUAGAAAUUGCUCAAAGCUAGACUCUCUCUAAAAAACAGGCGCUUAGAGUGUAUGUAUGUAUAUUAGAAAUCUAUAUUUUUCUAUGCUUUUAUAUAUUAAGUAACAGACCAGAAGAUUUUCGGCUUACUCACGUAACAGUUUGACGAGGAACUCAACUAGUUUCAAGCCAUGCUAGAGGCUCAUAUUCAUGAGCAGCAUUUCGCGACACACGACGCGUCAUGUGUGUGACUUAAGUGAGUAAAUCUAAACAUUAUAAUUAAUUUAGUAUGUAUCAGAAAACUCUAUACUCAUUUUGUAUUUAAAUAAAAAAGGACAGCAAAUGAUCUCUAAUAAAAAAAAAAACAAAUAAUUUAACUAUAACUUCGAUCAAAUUGUAUAUAAUAUUGUAUGAUAUUAUACAACGCAAAAAACUACGUUAUGUAUGUAUAUUAUACAACAAAAAAAAAUGUUUGCAAAGAUUGGUAAAUUUAGUAGAUACCAAUAUUAUUUUCUUACCCUACAAGUUUUCGUAUAGAAAAGUACAUUAAAAUUUUAUAAGUCAAAA
Molecule: messenger RNA, 4291 nt
Organism: Spodoptera frugiperda (fall armyworm)
Lineage: Eukaryota; Metazoa; Arthropoda; Insecta; Lepidoptera; Noctuidae
Product: proteoglycan 4
Exons: 9
Coding region: 380-3523 (1047 amino acids)
Cellular component (GO): extracellular region
Molecular function (GO): chitin binding
Source: RefSeq, a predicted model, not a curated record